This is a messenger RNA of Ostrea edulis (European flat oyster), 4563 nucleotides long. RefSeq lists its product as uncharacterized. The coding region runs from base 1 to 2040 and encodes 679 amino acids. The transcript has 2 exons. Lineage: Eukaryota; Metazoa; Mollusca; Bivalvia; Ostreida; Ostreidae. The record is from RefSeq and is a predicted model, not a curated record.
AUGAAAAACAAAUUCGAAAAAUAUGAACUAGUCCCUUUAAAAGAUACAUCAGCUCUGAAAAGAUUAUUUCAAAUAGCUUACCCACCGAAUCAUGAAUUGCAUGUAAAACACUUAAGUGUUCAGACUAAACAUAAGAAUGGGGUUGUUCCUGUUUGUGCUUUUGGUCUUCAUUUCCAACCAUCCGUCAGUAUUUCCGGGAAUUAUUCUGAGGAUCAGACGACAGUUACCAUUAUUAAAUCAUCAUCUUUGAAUAAAGAAUUCCUGGUGACUUUCUCCAGAAACUGCAGUGUGACACCAGUGUCUGAAAUGCUGAGGCACGACAUUAAAGAACUUUUAAACGCUGGAACCAAACUUAUCAUCUAUGAACUGAAAUUUCGUAACCAUUCCAGAAAGAUUCCGGGAAAAUCGGAAUCUGAUAUUUACAAACCCUUCAUUUGGGAAAGAAGUACCGGUCGGCAUGGCCAAGGACUUUUAUUUUUGAAGACGGGUUUCGAAAUACUUUCACUUUCGACACUGAGUUACGGCACUGAAAAUAUGAAAGUAGAAUUACAGGAAGAACCAAUAGGAUGCUUGUUACAAAGGGAUAUAAAGGAAGUGGAGAAAGGUCUUAGACAUAUUUUACUGAAUGAUUUCCAAGACAUCUCACCAGAUGGAGCUGGUGGUAGUCUUAAUGACAAUGAACAUGUCUGCAACAUGCACAUCAAAAAUGUAAACAACAGAGCUGUUUUCUACCACGUGUGUUGUUCUAAAACUCCUAAAGGUUAUUUUGUAUGUAGAGAACUUGUGAAAGAUAUAUGGGUCCAUCUUUUAUUCUACUGCAUAUAUUUUAUCAACUUCCUUGUCAUUAUGUUUUGUCCCUAUCUCAUACCAAAGGCUUGGUAUCACGACAAGUACAAAACUUUGAAGUACGAAUUCAACUGUGAUAAUCCAAUCCAAAUCAGGGUAAAGAAAAUUUACCGAAAGAACCCACCGCCCACAACCGAAAAUAUUGUGAACAUUGACGAUCUGUCGCUAAUGAAGGCGUUUGAGAAACAGUUGGAUGAGAUGGAUGAAGAUAAUGUGUAUGCACUCACCCUUUCAAAGAUACAUUUCAACGUUAAGCAUGAGCGUUUAAUUCCUCCAAACGACGUUCCAGUUGGAAUUAUAAGAUCCAUUUACGAUUCGUUUUUUCGUUGUCAAAUCCGGGAAAGGGAUUCUUUGGAACCAUGUUGGAACCGUAGUAUAUUUGAACCUAUCACACGUACUUCGUUGGUCAUCAAACAUUUUAAGUGGUAUCACUAUUUACAAAAACUAAUGCUCAUUAUUUCAUGCAUUGUGGUCAUCAUUCCAUGGAUUUUCAGAAAAGCAAAUUUUUAUCGGUAUAAAGACAGUGAACACGAUGAUAAGGACGAUGCUGCACGUGACCGGAAGUUAACAUUGCACUUUGCUUACUUUCCCGGCAGCAUGCUGAGUUUCUUAACUCCUGUGCAUGGCGUCUUCGUAUUCUGCUACGCUAUACUGGUAGCAGACAGUGUUUUGUUUGGACUUCUAGAAUUCAUAAGUUCAGAAUUGAAACGAAACAUUGAAAUUGUUUUUCGAAAGUGCUUCCGAGACACGCAUGAAUCUUCGUAUUCGAGAUCAUUCGGAUGGGCUAUAAGAACUUUGCUUUAUCCAUUCAAGGAAUAUGGCGUUUUCGCCUUUUUCAUCGUCGGAAUAUACUGGCUGUUCGUUUUACCAGUUAUCAUCAUGGUUCUAGCAUUUUAUUGCGUACCAACACUCAACAUCGUGUUGCGAUUACUGUGUCAUCUGAUCAUUGUGGUCUUCCCAAAUUUCAAAUUUGUAUCCAGAUUGAAAGAGAAAAUCAGCGUAGUUGGCCUUCUCAGAAGAGAACCUAUUGCUCGCCUGUCUACAACUACUACUGUAGAAAGAACAGGAUGGUUGUGGACAUGUAUACGGAGGAGUGUCUCAUUAAGUAGGCGAAAGGAGUCCACUAAUCUCAGGCAUACAAGCUUCCUCUCACAGAUUGGUUGGUGUGAGGCUAUUGCCAUUACAUUACGUUAAAUUGGUACCGUAUAAGUUUUACAUUACGACCCCUGAGUCGAGGCCUCUGCUGGUGGACUGUUAGUCCCUGAGGGUCUCUACAGCCCAGUAGCUAAGUAUUUCGUUACUAGCUUGAAAAUACGGAUGUAUAUUUAAUUGCUGUUAUAAAAUUUAGAAAUUCAUUUCAAAAUUAAGGAUUAUCUCCCUCAUGCUUAGCUCUUAUCCUUGGACGAGUUUGGCUCUACUUGUUUGGCACGCUGUUUUUGGCUAUAUUUAGAUCUAAAAUUUCAUAGUUAUUUCGGAUUUCAAACAUUUCGGUUGAGCAUCACUGAAGAGACAUUAUUUGUCGAAAUGCGCAUCUGGUGCAUCAAAAUUGGUACCGUAUAAGUUUUACAUACAGAAAGAAAUUCCACAUUGCCCAGAUAGCAUUUAAAUCUCUUUUAUCAUUUUCUACAUAAUUUGCAGGGAGCUUUGUAAUUUCCAAUGAAUCUAUAAAGAAUGUGAAACAGAGAAUUCUGGUACAUGUUUUGAAUGCAUCCUCAUCUACACACUCUUCUUUACAUGCCAUGUACACAUAUCAGAUUUAGUAUGUUAUGCAUUGUUUAAAAUCUUUAUCAUGAUAUUGUGUGUAUAUAUAUGAAGAAGAGGCAAUACUUAGAACUACAUAUCAGCAUUGUAAAUUAACUCUUCUAAAGACGGUUAGAUAAACCUAUUUAUAUAUGAUUCAUUAUAUAUUACCCGAUACAGAGUAGAUUUGGAGUAGAGCAUGCCUAGGUGUCUAGUAAGAGGACAGAUGCAUUAAUAAAUCAGGUUUGGAAUGAUUUAUCUGACAAUUCUUUGACUUCUAUCGAUAUUCUGGAGUUAAGUAACCUACUUCCAGUCAGAAUUAAGCCCUGUGUGAUACGAUAUGUUCUAUAUAUCGAUCCUGUUUUGAAAUAAAUAUAAUAUGAACUAAUUACUAUAAUGAUGAUAUAUUGCAUUUUGGUUUUCAUUUUUUUUUUCUAUUUUAGCGAAGGCAUGCUAUUCAUUAUAACGACCACAUACUUCGUGAGACGUCACUUUAGACAAGACUGUCAAGACUCCUGUAACAUCGAAUUUUUCAACACCUGUGCCGGUAUAGAAGUUGAUCAUACGCACACAUGUUCUUGCAUACCAAAUCAAUUAAGAAACAUAAGUACCAUAUAUAAAUUUUAUAAAGAUGGCUGACAGUGUACCUAGCACACUCACAUCUAGAUUUGAAAGUACAUAUUUUUAACUAUAGGUAGUUGGUAUAUUGGUAGGAUGAUAACUGCGAUAGCUUUAUUUUCCAAACCGUACCGACGUUUUUUAAUGGCUUAUGGUUUUUAUGCUUUUUACCCCGUAUUGGAAAGAGAGAAAACAAACAAGAGAAAAUGACAAAUUUAAACAUCCCAACUACCCCCCCCCCUCCCUUUGUCUCCACUUCUAUUAUGAAUGGGGAAAGGGUCUAUAAGUCAGAUGUCCAUUUCAAUAGGCCUCGGGUCGCUGAUUUCUAUCAACAUGCAUGUUUAAAUUCACAUGCUAGAUACUAGAUUGAUCACUGUUCGUUAUCUUCACUUUGCAUACUGGUGCGUUGGUUAUCUGCUAUAGAAGGUUUUCAAGAAGAGGUUACUUUUGUGGUUCAGUAAAGGAUUAGAACAAUUAGAAAUAUAUUUUUAUUCAUUAUCUGAUUUGUGUUUAUGUAUUUUUGUUUUUGGUUCAGAGAACCUCUGAUAUAUUUUUCUUUAUUGGAACAAUUGUUUGAAAAUGAAUUGUUUCAGAAAUUGUUAAUUAGUAGCUCCAGUUUGAAAUUAUGGUUAUGAAUUGCUGAAAUAAAUCAAAUGUCAUGAGGAUAAGAAAGGCAGAUUUCUAUUGAUUACAUAAACGUAUGUUUUCGGCCAUCUGAUAAACUUUUACUAAUAGUACGCAUUGCUUUUAAAAUAUUAGAUUUCUGCAUUAUUGAAUAUAUACAUCAAUGUUUUUAUUUACACAUUGAAUGCGUUUUAUGUUGUGUAUCCAACGUUAUGUCUAUUUUUGCCUGUUUAAAAAAAAAAUCAAUAUUUGUUCUGAAUGAAAAUGAUAUCCGCCUUUCCUUACCUGAAUGUCAUGCCCUAUCAUUUAUCGUCCCUGAUAACAUCUCAAAGAAUCGAUGUGAUAGAAAGCAAGCGAAUACCAACAUUAUACUGAGGUUUAGAUAAAUUAUCUAUAAUACGUGAAACAAUUAGAAUCAUUUCCUUUCACUGAUCCGCGCCUGUUUUUUUUUUUCUUUACAUGGAAAUUAUUAGACACUGUGUAAUAUAUAGAAAUGCAUCUUAAUUACAAAUAUCUAUAAUCUAACAUUUGCACCAUCUAAAAUAUAAAACAGCCGGGUAAAAUAUAUUGUCACAUUCACCACCGUGUUGCCUUUACUUUGACGAGUUACUGUAUAUAUUUUAAUAUUACAUAUUUCACGAUUAUGUAUUGCUGUUGUGUGAUUAAACUUCAAGUCAUCAAUUAUUUUGUAAAUAAAGGAAAAAUUAAAACUGAGACUGACUCUAGAAAUUCGGA